AUGAGGCGGAGUGCCACGGAGCCUGCAGCAGCAGCAGCAGCAGCAGCAGCAGCAGCAGCAGCAGCAGCAGCAGCUCCCCCUUGCGAAGCAAAACCCCUCAAGUCUAGGCUUCUCCCUGGACAUGAAGCAACACCUAGGGCCGCCGACCCCCCGGCUGCUGCGGCCGCAGCAGCAGCCGCUGCUGCUGCCUGCAGCUGCGCAGGCAGCAGCAGCAGCAGCGGGGGCGGUUCGGCGCAGCAGCAGCAGCAGCGCAGCAGCAGCAGCAGCGCAGAAGGCCCCGGGGGGGCCCUGAGACGCGCAGCUCUCACCAGGAGGUACUUGAAGUCCGUAAAAAGAAAUUAUAAAAGACAAAAAGCUGUUUAUUUGCAAACCCACACUUUGGAACAAUUCAAAAGUCUGCAGGCUGAAGUCCGCAGGGAAGAAAGGGGGGCCCCCAGGGGGGCCCCCGGGGGGGCCCCCGGGGGGGCCCCCAGGGGGGCCCCCAAGGGGGCCCCCCUGCCGCUGCUGCAAUGCCUAGCGGGGGGCCCCUGUCUUACGCCGCCGCAGCAGCAGCGGCCCAAAGACAGCCGCUGCCAGCAGCUGCUGCAGCGGCCGCUGCUGCCCUGCGAGCUCUGA
This is a messenger RNA of Eimeria necatrix, 615 nucleotides long. RefSeq lists its product as hypothetical. The record is from RefSeq and is a predicted model, not a curated record. Lineage: Eukaryota; Apicomplexa; Conoidasida; Eucoccidiorida; Eimeriidae. The transcript has a single exon. Bases 1 to 615 code for a protein of 204 amino acids.